Messenger RNA from Hydra vulgaris (swiftwater hydra), 2882 nucleotides. NCBI's taxonomy places the organism in Eukaryota, Metazoa, Cnidaria, Hydrozoa, Anthoathecata, Hydridae. The record is from RefSeq and is a predicted model, not a curated record.
AAAAUGGCUGGUUCUGUUAGAUCGUCUGGUCCUGACUGGAUGCUUCAUCCAAACUUGGUUUUUAAAAACUAUGAAGAUCCUUUAAUAAAAAAUUCAUUCAAUUAUGGAAGUUCGACGCAUAUUGUACCUGAAAAAAUUACCGAGUCAUUCAUCGAUUCAUUUUUCGAUUAAGCUGAAUCAUAAGAUGUCGAAGAGGUACUUGAUUUGUAUGAAGAGCACAAAUUAUCCAAAUUAAUUUUUUAACCCAAUUUAUGUUCAAUGUAAUGGAUAACACCUCCUUCCUGAUCAGUGUUUAAAUUAAUUGAGUCUACACCAACAUCGUGAUCCACAAUCCAUUUGUAAAGAUUAUCAGCUAUUUGUUCAGCUGCUGUUUCUACUCUUUUGCUUCAAAAUCAAUGGAAUACGUUGUUAUCGUGUUAAAUGGUUAGAUAGUUGGCUUACAGAACAGCAUGUUAGUGCUUCCUUUCCGCAUCUUGUGACCGAGUAUUGGCUUAAUAAACCUAUUAAUGGAAAUGUUGAUUAUCAAACUUAUUUAAGUAGUGUUAGCAGAGCAAUGUCAACCUCAAACCCUGUUUCAUCCACAAAACCAAGGCCAAAGUAUAUUGUUUCAGGAGAUUUAGUAAUGUCUAUUGGCGAAGAACAUACUUCUAGUUUAGGAAUUGCUUUACAACAUCCACCAGAUUCCAACCAGCUUAAUAUGUCCAACUCAACCAGCCAUGAUCCUAUUUAUUUAAAUAAGGUUCCAACAGAUAAUAGUGCAACAAAUAAAGACACUACUGAUUUCUCUGUUGUUGCUGAAUCUCUGAAGUUACCAGAAAAGCUUUCAAUGGAUUGUGUUGAUAAUAUGGAUAAUAUAUCAAAAACUGAAUCGGAGAAGCAAGUAGAGACAUCUCAAGCAAAGCAGCAAGAUAUUGUUUACUAUCUUCAAAAAAAUACUUAUUCUCCUCAAGACUCUAGCAAAGUUGCAGUUAAAGUAGCACCACCAGUAACUUCAGUUGUUUACAGUUCAUUUGACAACAACUUUCAACGUUUUAUUGGAACAUCAGGCCACAACCCUAUUCAGUUUGCAUCAAUUGACCAGAUAAAUACUUUACAACAGCAAAUACAGGAACAUAUGCAACAUGAUGUGCAUGGAAAUAAAUAUGUUCAAAAAUCAGUAAAAAAAGUCAAAGCUACUCCGCCAAAAGAAAAAAGACCUGUUCCAUGUGACAUAUGCGGGAAAAUGAUAUCAUCUAGGAAAAAUCUUCGUGUCCAUAAAACUGUUAAACACUUUAAAAAUGGUAGCUUUGCAUGUGAAAUUUGUGGAAGAAAGUUUGCUCUGAAUCGUGAUCUUAAGAGACAUAUGCCUUUGCACACAAAUGAGCGUAACUAUGUAUGUCCACAUUGCGGACUCCAAUGUAAGCAGCCUGGACAUCUUACAAAACAUGUUCGCACUCAUACUGAAGUAAUGAAUUGGAGAUGUGAUUGUUGUUUUAAAAAUUUUAAAGUACAAGCAGAACUUAAAGAGCAUUGUUUUUCAGAACAUAACAACAUAAAAGAUGCCAAUCUUACUUGUUCUGUGUGUAAGGAAAAAUUAAAACUUCCAAACUCCGUAUACUUGCAUAGUUUACGACACUCUGGUGUUCGCGAGUUUCACUGCCCUAUUUGUAAAGCAAGCUUCAAACUGAAGCAACACAUGCAGGUUCAUAUGAAAACUCAUGAUAGAACAAUUGAAAAAAAAAAAUACGAAUGUACAAUAUGCAGAAAAUGCUUUCGACAGGAACGUUUUCUUGAAAAUCAUUUGUCAAAACAUACUGAGAAAACAGCUGCAGAAUGGGAGGAAAGAGAGCGGUGUAAAACGGAAUCAAGAGUUGAGGCUGAUAUGAAAAGAAAAGUUUCAGAAGGUGAUUUUGAACAUUAUAAAAACACUGCCAAAAGAAAACAAAAAAAUCCUGAAAAAUUAUUACUUGAUAAUAUAGUUGAAUCGAACAACAAGAUACUCAAAGAUAAUGAUAACAAAGACGAACCCAGCGUAAAGUUUAAGAUUCGGGAAAAAAAAUUUUCUUGUAGGCAUUGUGGUGAAAUAUUUCGUUUAAAAUCGUUAUUAAAGUGGCAUUUAAAAAUUCAUGAGGGCCUAGCCGAUAGUAUUACUUGUGAAUAUGAUUGUAAUCCAUCAAAUAAAGAGACAAAGGAGAGCUAUAUUUCUCAUACAAAUUCAUCUGACAACAUAGAUACUUUAAAUACGCAUACUGUUGAAGACAGUUUACAUACAGUCGGUUCUUUAAAUUUUUCAUCUGAAUUGAGUGAAAAAGACUCUCUAAAGUUUGAUAGAAAUAAUACGAUAGAAAACCAUCAAAAUGAUACUGCAGAUUUUACAAUCAUUACACCUAUUGACAGUAAAAUUCUAGGCGAUAUUGUUACAUCUCUCAAAAAUGAUAUAUCUUCUAGUAGUUUACUUGAUUCUAUAAAAAAUUUUGUUCCUUAAAACAAAAAUUUAUUUUCUUAUAAAAAAUUAUAUUUUAAAAUUUUUAUUAUUAAAAAAUUAUUUUUUAUGGCUUCGUUUUUGUUUUGUUUUUUUAUCGCAUUUACCCAUUUGCAUUUAAAUUUUAUGAGUGUAACGCCAACAAGCAUAUUUCGGCUGUUUUUUUACCCCAAUUUCCUUUAUUAUUUUUUUUAUUUGCAACUAUAAUUAAAUUUUGGUACAAGCGUAAAAUCUAACGUGGUUUUAAAUUCUCGCUUUAAAAAUGUCUAAAUUUAUAUAGAUAAAUUUAUAUAGAUAUUUUGUUUUGAAAUGAUGUAUAAUUCAAUAGUUUAGUAUAAUAGUAUUUAUAUAUUAUAUAACUUUAUUAUUUUGUUCAGAUCAGAGUAGGGAUUUUUUGAGCAAAAGUACCGGGUUCUAAUUA